UGUUCACUAGACAUCAGCCUCCUGAAGACCAUUACACAGAGUAGCCUGAGUAAGGCCAAUGCCCUGACGGUGACCAACUGCAACAUAAUGAAGAAGAGAGCGCUGUUCAUCAUCGCUGAAGGGGCCUUCCAGAGCCGUAGUACUGUCUCCGCUACCUCCUACCAGCUAACACAGCCAUACAUAGGUGGUGCUGACUCCGCCUACAUCCAGCGUCUGUCCACCUCUGACAUCAGUAUGGACAUGGACACUUUCAUCAGCCUGGACCCUACUGUUAUACAGACUCUGGGUGUGAGCCAGGUCAAAGGUCUGCUGGGUUCUAACCUGCCAGAGCUGAAGAGCUAUGAGAACCAGAGCGCGGUCCGGACCUGGAUCAGCACCCGUUUCCAGGCCGACCUGGACUAUCUGGGGCUGGGUCUGAAGGGAGGCAAGGCUGACCCCAUCACGGUUGGCGUGGGAACCAUCAUACUUCCUACCAGUGCAGGGGUAACUGGAGGAACUGCUGCUACUACUACUACAGGAAAACCGAGCGGCGGAGCGAUCAACAGACCAACGUUCGGCCUCCACCUUCUCCUCACCACUCUGGCCGUCGCUGUCCUGUACCAUUCUACACUGAUUUAAACACUGAUUUCAGAGAUUUUAUAUUUCAGAGUGAGAGAGUUAACUGACUCCAUAGCAUCAAGUCACAUUCGGCUCAAACAGGAAACAAAAAUGUAUACAUUUAGAGUCAGGCAGUGCCUUAGAUAUUGUAAAUAUCACUGGAUAUACUGGACCUAUCAAAAGACUAUAAAACAAUCUAGCACUUUAGUCACGUCAAUGUUUCUGUUCUGACAAGUUCUGCACACCGUUUUAUUUAAGUGUCACUUUGUAUGUUGUUCUGUCUUGGUGGUUGGAAUGAAGUCUGUUCUGUCUUAGUGGUUGGAAUGAAGUCUGUUCUGUCUUGGUGGUUGGAAUGAAGUCUGUUCUGUCUUAGUGGUUGGAAUGAAGUCUGUUCUGUCUUGGUGGUUGGAAUGAAGUCUGUUCUGUCUUAGUGGUUGGAAUGAAGUCUGUUCUGUCUUGGUGGUUGGAAUGAAGUCUGUUCUGUCUUGGUGGUUGGAAUGAAGUCUGUUCUGUCUUGGUGGUUGGAAUGAAGUCUGUUCUGUCUUGGUUGGAAUGAAGUCUGUUCUGUCUUGGUGGUUGGAAUGAAGUCUGUUCUGUCUUGGUUGGAAUGAAGUCUGUUCUGUCUUGGUGGUUGGAAUGAACUAUUUUCUGUUUUGGUGGUUGGAACGUUGUUUAAAGAAGAAUUUGUAGGGCUCUAUUCAGUCUGUGUAGCUGAAAGAUCAUUUCCUGUUGAGCCAAGGUCUGCAGCAUUUACCAUGAAUGCUGUCUACGCUACGGGAACAUGGCCUUUCAAUGUAAACGAUGCUGGAACGCUGAACUUCCACGAUGUGGAUUGAAUAGAGCCCUUUGUCUUUGCCUUCGGGUGAAAAUAUGAAGGUAUUUCAUUACAUGACAAAGAAGUCUUGUGUUGGCGAUGUCGUCUUUCUGGGACAGCCAUUUGUUUUUCUCAGGGUUAGUGUCUCCAACACGUAUCUACCGAGCCAAAACCCUGUUCAAUGUCAUGACAACCAAUUCUUCUAGUGCAGAAUGAUUGUCAUUAGAAUGUCACUGUGCUUUUGUUCAUGUCAGCUCGAACUGUUGACCGUCUUCUCAAUGCUGCCAUUUGAUGAUACUAAAUAGCAGAUGUUGAAUGUAUGGUUUAAUUAAUAAAAAUGUAUAUUAUUACACAA
Messenger RNA from Oncorhynchus masou masou (cherry salmon), 1766 nucleotides. RefSeq names its product mesothelin-like protein. Gene Ontology annotation, cellular component: cell surface. Lineage: Eukaryota; Metazoa; Chordata; Actinopteri; Salmoniformes; Salmonidae. Gene Ontology annotation, biological process: cell-matrix adhesion. The transcript is spliced from 5 exons. The record is from RefSeq and is a predicted model, not a curated record. Bases 88 to 618 code for a protein of 176 amino acids.